CGGCCCGCUCGAGGACAUAUGCGUCUCCUCCUGGUGCAGUCGUGCCUGGCCUGAUCUCGGUUCCCCUGCUGCUCUGAGGCCAGCAGAUAGCUCCUCUGGACAUUGAGUCUGAAAUUCCCGGCACACUCCUGUGACCCCGUGCAGAACGAAGGAGUAGGGACAGUCCCUUGAGUGAGGAUGAUGCUAGUGUUCUCUUCUAUCAAUAGCAAGUUUGGCUGAAAUGCAAAUAACCAAUAACCACAAUGCAGAAAGCAGCUCGCCCUUAGAGAAGCUGUGGCUAGAAUCCGUCCGUCUGGCUCUGCGGGGCCUGAUACUCAGGGCUUCAGCUGUCACUCAGAUGUGGGGGGCGGGACCUAGCAUUUCAUCCAAUCAGAGGUGCUGGGGCGUUGCCCUUUCCACAGUUCAUCCGGAAAUGGAAGGGGUCUUAUUCCUGCCCUCACCUUCGUCGCUGAGCGGGCGGCUGUUGUGAUCUGGUCUGUCCAGCCCGAGAGGGACCUGGUGCUUCUACCCAGGCUUCUGUCGCUCUGUCGCCUGCGCUAUGCCCUGCUGUAGUCACAGGAGCUGUAGAAGGGACCCCGGGACAUCUGAAAGCCGGGAAAUGGACCCAGUGGCCUUUGAAGAUGUGGCUGUGAACUUCACCCAGGAAGAGUGGACAUUGCUGGAUAUUUCCCAGAAGAAUCUCUUCAGGGAAGUGAUGCUGGAAACUUUCAGGAACCUGACCUCUAUAGGAAAAAAAUGGAAAGACCAGAACAUUGACUAUGAGUACCAAAACCCCAGAAGAAGCUUCAGGAGUCUCAUAGAAGAGAAAGUCAACGAAAUUAAAGACAACAGUCAUUGUGGAGAAACUUUUACCCAGGUUCCAGAUGACAGGCUGAACUUCCAGGAGAAGAAAGCUUCUCCUGAAGUAAAAUCAUGUGACAGCUUUGUGUGUGCAGAAGUUGGCAUAGGUAACUCAUCUUUUAAUAUCAACACAAGAGGUGACAGUGGACACAAGGCAUGUGAAUAUCAGGAAUAUGGACCAAAGCCACAUAAGUGUCAACAACCUAAAAAUAAGAAAACCUUCAGGUAUCGCCCCUCCGUUAGAAGACAAGAAAGGGAUCACACUGGAGAGAAACCCUAUGCUUGUAAAGUCUGUGGAAAAACCUUUAUUUUCCAUUCAAGCAUUCGAAGACACAUGGUAAUGCACAGUGGGGAUGGAACUUACAAAUGUAAAUUUUGUGGGAAAGGCUUCCAUUCUUUCAGUUUGUAUCUUAUCCAUGAAAGAACUCACACUGGAGAGAAACCAUAUGAAUGUAAACAAUGUGGUAAAUCCUUUAGUUAUUCUGCUACCCUUCAAAUACAUGAAAGAACUCACACUGGGGAGAAGCCUUAUGAAUGUAGCAAAUGUGAUAAAGCAUUUCAUAGUUCCAGUUCCUAUCAUAGACAUGAAAGGAGUCACAUGGGAGAGAAGCCUUAUCAAUGCAAAGAAUGUGGAAAAGCAUUUGCAUAUACCAGUUCUGUUCGUAGACAUGAAAGGACACACUCUGGGAAAAAACCCUAUGAAUGUAAGCAAUAUGGGGAAGCCUUAUCCUAUCUUAUAAGUUUUCAAACACACAUAAGAAUGAACUCUGGAGAAAGACCUUAUAAAUGUAAGAUAUGUGAGAAAGGCUUUUAUUCUGCCAAAUCAUUUCAAACACAUGAAAAAACUCACACUGGAGAGAAACGCUAUAAAUGCAAGCAGUGUGGUAAAGCCUUCAAUCUUUCCAGUUCCUUUAGAUAUCAUGAAAGGAUUCACACUGGAGAGAAACCCUAUGAGUGUAAGCAGUGUGGGAAAGCCUUCAGAUCUGCCUCACAGCUUCGAGUGCACGGUGGGACUCACACUGGAGAGAAACCCUAUGAAUGUAAGGAAUGUGGGAAAGCCUUCAGAUCUACCUCACACCUUCGAGUGCAUGGUAGGACUCAUACUGGAGAGAAACCCUAUGAAUGUAAGGAAUGUGGGAAAGCCUUCAGAUAUGUGAAGCACCUUCAAAUUCAUGAAAGGACAGAAAAACACAUAAGAAUGCCCUCUGGAGAAAGACCUUAUAAAUGUACGAUAUGUGGGAAAGGCUUUUAUUCUGCCAAGUCAUUUCAAACACAUGAAAAAACUCACACUGGAGAGAAACCCUAUGAAUGCAACCAAUGUGGUAAAGCCUUCAGAUGUUGCAAUUCCCUUCGAUAUCAUGAAAGGACUCACACUGGAGAGAAACCCUAUAAAUGUAAGCAAUGUGGGAAAGCCUUCAGAUCUGCCUCACACCUUCGAAUGCAUGAAAGGACUCACACUGGAGAGAAACCCUAUGAGUGUAAGCAAUGUGGGAAAGCCUUCAGUUGUGCCUCGAACCUUCGAAAGCAUGGUAGGACUCACACUGGAGAGAAACCCUAUGAGUGUAAGCAAUGUGGGAAAGCCUUCAGAUCUGCCUCAAACCUUCAGAUGCAUGAAAGGACUCACACUGGAGAGAAACCCUAUGAAUGUAAGGAAUGUGAAAAAGCGUUCUGUAAAUUCUCUUCUUUUCAAAUACAUGAAAGGAAGCACAGAGGAGAGAAGCCCUAUGAAUGUAAGUAUUGUGGGAAUGGAUUCACAUCUGCCAAGAUUCUUCAAGUACAUGCAAGAACACACAUUGGAGAGAAACACUAUGAAUGUAAGGAAUGUGGAAAAGCAUUCAAUUAUUUUUCUUCCUUGCAUAUACACACAAGGACUCAUAUGGGAGAGAAGCCAUAUGAAUGUAAGGAUUGUGGGAAAGCAUUCAGCUAGCCUGGUUCCUUUUAUGGACAUGAAUAGACUCACACUGGAAGGAAACGCUAUGAAUGCAAGCAGUGUGGCAAAGCUUUCACAUUUUCCAGUUCUUUUCGAUAUCAUGAAAGGACUCACACUGGGGAGAAACCCUAUCAAUGUAAGCAGUGUGGGAAAGCCUUCAUUUCUUUUACUUCUUUUCAACGUCAUGAAAGGACUCAUAUGGGAGAGAAACCCUAUGAGUGUAUUCUAGUUCCCUUCGAUAUCAUGAAAGGACUUACACUGGAGUGAAACCCUAUGAAUGUAAGCAAUGUGGGAAAGCCUUCAGAUGUGCCUUGCACCUUCAACGGCAUGGAAGGGUUCACACUUGGGAGAAACUCUAUGAAUGUAAGCAGUAUGGGAAAGCCUUCAGAUCUGCCAAGAUUCUUUGAAUACAGAUAAUGAAUAUAAACAAUUAACUUUAUCAUAACUGUAUACUAACAUGUUAUUCUUUUUAAAUAAUUAAGAAGCUGUAAUGAAAUAUCCCAUUGGUUUUAUGUAUUAGAUCAAGCUUAUAAUGUUACAUUAUUAUUAUUUGGACAUUGUGAGUCAGUAUUACCACGUGGAUAAAAUGUCAGGCAUCUUU
Molecule: messenger RNA, 3371 nt
Organism: Symphalangus syndactylus (siamang)
Lineage: Eukaryota; Metazoa; Chordata; Mammalia; Primates; Hylobatidae
Product: zinc finger protein 700
Biological process (GO): regulation of transcription by RNA polymerase II; embryo development
Cellular component (GO): nucleus
Molecular function (GO): RNA polymerase II cis-regulatory region sequence-specific DNA binding; DNA-binding transcription activator activity, RNA polymerase II-specific
Source: RefSeq, a predicted model, not a curated record